AUGAAUCGCAGAAUGCAGGCUGCUGGUUCUUCACCCAUGGGGCACCCCCCUGGUCCCCCCCAGGUUGUGCCAAUGUCAAAAGUUGAGCUGUCAGUGUCGGCCAAGGAUCUGAAAAAUAAGGAUGUGAUGAGCAAAAGCGAUCCUGUCUGUGUGAUCUACAUGAAGGAGACUGGACAGGACCGAUUUUAUGAAAUUGGCCGCACUGAGAUGGUCAAGGAUUCCCUUAGCCCCCAGUGGAUGCGCAAGUUCGAGGUUGAUUAUCGUUUUGAGGAGAGACAGGUCCUUAGAUUUGCCGUAUUUGAUUGGGAUAACAAGAGCACAAAAACAGACAGUCAAGACUCACUAGGGAGUGUUGAAUGCUCCUUAGGGGAAAUUAUGGCUAGUCAAGGCUCACAGCUUAGCAAGCCAAUCCAGGGUGGGAGUGGAGUUUUGCUGGUGCAAGGUGAUGAAAUGUCAGCUUCUAAAGAAGUUGUGACAAUGAACUUCACUGGUUCUGGCCUUGACAAGAAGGAUACCUUUGGAAAGAGUGACCCAUUCCUUAUCUUUUACCGCUGCAAUGACAACAGUUCUUAUCUCCCUGUCCAUAAAACUGAGUUUAUCAAGAAGACACUGGAUCCAGUCUGGAAACCAAUCAUUGUACCUGCAAGGAUUCUCUGUGCUGGAGACCAGAAUCGGAGCAUCAAGAUUGAAUGCUAUGACUGGGACUCGGAUGGAAGUCAUGACCUGAUUGGCGAAUGUUACACCAAUCUAGCCAGACUUCAGGAGGGUCCUGGGACCAGCAAUGUCUACCAGCUGAUCAAUCCCAAGAAAAAGGCAAAGAAGUCAUCAUAUAAGGACUCUGGAAAGCUGAUUCUGAACUCAAUAACAUGCCAUGUGGAGCCAACCUUCCUGGACUAUAUCCGUGGUGGAACUCAGAUCCACUUCACAGUUGCAGUAGAUUUCACAGCUUCCAAUGGUGAUCCACGCACUCAAGGGUCUCUCCACUAUCGCCAGGCAGGAGUGGACAAUCAGUAUUCUCUGGCAAUCAAGUCUGUUGGAGAGAUCAUUCAGGACUAUGAUUCAGACAAGAUGUUCCCUGCUCUUGGCUUUGGUGGCCGCAUUCCUCCUAACUGGCAAGUGAGCCAUGAGUUCUUCCUUAAUGGUAGUGCAGACAACCCUUAUUGCCAGGGUGUGGAAGGGAUUCUGCAAGCUUAUUACCACUCAUUGCAGACAGUUGGUCUGUAUGGCCCUACCAACUUCUCCCCAGUAAUAAAUCAUGUGGCUCAGUUUGCAAAAAGUCACCAAGAUGGGAACAAUUAUUUUGUUCUUCUGAUUAUCACUGAUGGCAUCAUCACUG
Messenger RNA from Penaeus monodon (black tiger shrimp), 1336 nucleotides. RefSeq names its product copine-8-like. Gene Ontology annotation, biological process: cellular response to calcium ion. NCBI's taxonomy places the organism in Eukaryota, Metazoa, Arthropoda, Malacostraca, Decapoda, Penaeidae. Gene Ontology annotation, cellular component: plasma membrane. The record is from RefSeq and is a predicted model, not a curated record. Gene Ontology annotation, molecular function: calcium-dependent phospholipid binding.